UGAGUCGCUGAGGGGUCGACUGGGGCGUUCUGGGUCAGUCGGGGCAGCGCGGCCACGGCCAUGGGGGUCUUGAAGGACGAGCUGCUCAAAGCCAUCUGGCACGCCUUCACCGCGCUCGACCUGGACCGCAGCGGCAAGGUCUCCAAGUCGCAGCUCAAGGUCCUUUCCCAUAACCUGUGCACGGUGCUAAAGGUUCCACAUGACCCUGUUGCCCUUGAAGAACACUUCAGGGAUGAUGAUGAAGGGCCUGUCUCCAACCAGGGCUACAUGCCAUAUUUAAACAAGUUCAUUUUGGAAAAGGUCCAAGAUAACUUUGACAAGAUUGAAUUCAAUAGAAUGUGUUGGACCCUCUGUGUCAAGAAAAACCUCACGAAGAGUCCGCUACUAAUUACAGAGGAUGAUGCAUUCAAAGUGUGGGUCAUUUUCAACUUUUUGUCUGAGGACAAGUAUCCAUUAAUUAUUGUGCCAGAAGAGAUUGAAUACCUGCUUAAGAAACUUACAGAAGCUAUGGGAGGAGGUUGGCAACAAGAACAAUUUGAACAUUACAAAAUAAACUUUGAUGACAAUAAAGAUGGCCUUUCUGCAUGGGAACUUAUUGAGCUAAUUGGAAAUGGACAGUUUAGCAAGGGCAUGGAUCAUCAGACGGUGUCUAUGGCUAUUAAUGAAGUCUUCAAUGAGCUUAUUUUAGAUGUAUUGAAACAGGGUUACAUGAUGAAAAAAGGCCACAAACGGAAAAACUGGACUGAGCGGUGGUUUGUAUUAAAACCCAACAUAAUCUCCUACUAUGUAAGUGAGGAUCUGAAGGAUAAGAAGGGAGACAUCCUCUUGGAUGAAAACUGCUGUGUGGAGUCUCUGCCUGACAAAGACGGAAAGAAGUGUCUUUUCCUAAUAAAAUGCUUUGAGAAGACCUUUGAAAUCAGUGCUUCAGAUAAGAAGAAGAAACAAGAGUGGAUUCAGGCCAUCCAUUCUACUGUUCAUCUGUUGAAGCUGGGCAGCCCCCCGCCACACAAGGAGGCCCGCCAGCGUCGGAAAGAGCUCCGAAGGAAGCUGCUAGCAGAGCAGGAGGAGCUGGAACGGCAGAUGAAGGAGCUCCAAGCCGCCAAUGAGAACAAGCAACAGGAACUGGAGAGUGUGAGGAAGAAACUGGAGGAAGCAGCAUCUCGUGCUGCAGAUGAAGAAAAGAAGCGUCUGCAGACUCAAGUGGAACUCCAGACCAGGUUCAGCACCGAGCUGGAACGGGAGAAGCUGAUCAGACAGCAGAUGGAGGAGCAGGUUGCCCAGAAGUCCUCAGAACUGGAACAGUAUCUCCAGAGAGUUCGGGAGCUGGAAGCCAUGUACCUAAAACUGCAGGAAGCCCUUGAGGAUGAGAGGCAGGCCCGGCAGGAUGAGGAGACAGUGCGCAAGCUUCAGGCCAGGUUGUUGGAGGAAGAGUCUUCUAAGCGAGCUGAGUUGGAAAAGUGGCACCUGGCACAGCAGCAGGCCAUUCAGAUGACAGAGGCCGAGAAGCAGGAGCUGGAGCAGCAGCGAGUCAUGAAGGAGCAGGCUCUUCAGGAGGCCAUGGCGCAGCUGGAACAGCUGGAGCUGGAGCGGAAACAGGCGCUGGAGCAGUAUGAGGGAGUUAAAAAGAAGCUAGAGAUGGCAACGAAUAUGACGAAGAGCUGGAAGGACAAAGUGGCCCAUCAUGAGGGGUUAAUACGAUUGAUAGAACCAGGUUCAAAGAAUCCUCACUUGAUCACCAACUGGGGACCUGCAGCAUUCACCCAGGCAGAGCUUGAGGAGAGAGAGAAGAGCUGGAAAGAGAAGAAGACCACGGAGUGACAGCUCUCCCAGUGGCCACCCCAGGCCAGUCACAUCAGUGAGGAGUCGAGCUCCAUGCCCAGGACAAGGACACUGGCUUUGCUGCUUCUAACUGUCUUCCCUCGGGACUCCAGCGGGGUCCACAUGUUGAGAACGCUGUAUUUACCUUCUAGGGCUGUCUGAGCUUUCCUGGGCGAGAACAUUGGCACAGGUGUGGCUGGGGCCGCCUUCCCUGUCGCCUUCUGCAGCCCUGCAGCCGCUGCCUCCUCCGACAGUGUGUCUCCUCUGCUGGCCUGUUUGCUUUUCCCUGUCAGGUGACACAAGCUCUCAUUGCUGGUGCUGUGAUGGACCUGGCCAUCUGCCCAUGGCAUGCUUCAUUUGCAUUUCCUCUCCCCUCACUUCAAAGCAAAACCUAUCUUGGCCCAGUGUCUCUGCCGCCCGCCCCCUGGUCCACGAGUGCACGUUGUUGACUAGUAGAGGGGCUGACUUGCGACCAGUGGCGAUUGGGUAGUUUGUGAGGUUAAAUGUGGACGCAGUGGGAAGCUGACAGUACGUGGGCUGGGUACAUGUAAAGUGUCUCGGGAUGGUGGCAAGCCCUUGCUUCAGCCAAGCUAGGACUGUGUCUCUGCUUUUCUCUCCUCCAUGGGUGACCAGGCCAUGGUUCCUAGGCUUCUUUUUUGAGUGUAUCGAGGAAGGUUUUCACCUGUAGUCUGGUCUGGGAUUGAGAAUAGUAAGCCUUCCCGCACUGGUUGGUGUCUUUAAGUGCAGUGACUCCCUGCACAGCCUGUUGUAAACAGCAAGGUGGUUUCCAAGUUACAGAAAAGGCGGAAUUCAGUAACACAGCAGAGGACCCUGAGUGUCCUGGUCCAGUUUUGUCUUGGAGCAGAGAGGAGGCCAUUCCAGACGUGUGCAAAUCUAGAGAUAGAUUUCAGUGUUCCUGGUAUUUACAUACGGACUGAAUAGAAUUCCAUAAAUCUCUACCUUUUAUGACUGGAAGACAUUUGCCAAUGGAAGUCUUAUAAAUUUUUCUUAAGAUUUUGGGCUGCUUAAUGACUGUAAUUUUAUUUAAUGUUUAUAGUUGCCUUCAUAAAGUUUAGAUUUGUAUGCAGAAUAUCACUGUGUCAUGGACCUUCCUAGCUGAGUAGCUGACUUGGGUGUGUGUUUCUGCCUGGCCAUCCAUUCAUCUCACUCACCAGUAUUUUCUUGUCUUUGCUGCUGGGCUAUCAGGUGGGGACCAGGGCCUCCCCAGUGGCUUAAUGAUGUCUCCUAGGGGACUUCAGUGACCCUGGAGAGAAUGAGGAAAAGAAACUGCAAGAAGGUACUGACUGGUGUGAACUGUCUGGAUGGAAGCAGGGGGCCUGGGAGUCCAGGGGAGGCUGAGGUGAAGGGACUGCCUUGCCCUGGCUGCCAGAACAUUCAUUCUUCCUUCAGCCUGACUUUCCUUUAACACAGGGCCUGCAGUGGCCACGACCCUCAUUGGCUGGGUGCAAGCCUGCUUCCAGGGCAUGCAGCACUGUAUGGGGGCUGUGCAGAGGUAUCUGCAGUCUGUAGACACCGACUUCUGCAGUGCUGUGGAAUGGACAAGAAAGUCCUUUUAAACAGUGAUAAAGAAGACAGUACAGAUGUGGACUCCGUGACUCCCUUUUGGGCAGAUGCUUGGAUGCUCAUGGGCCUCUCCUGAUCCUUGCUGUGGCUUCAGCUAAGUGCCUGUCGACCCCUCGCCUUGUCUCUGUAAUAGCUACAGGAAACGUUAGGAGUGCCUGUCUGCAUGUUCUCUGUAAUCAGCUAGAGAUAAUAUUAUCUGCAGGAAUUGUGAAUGAAAAACAUUUUAAAAUCUGUUUUGGAAUCUGCUGUAUUGAGAAGGAACAAAAUAUUUAUAAUUUUCAAGCAUUCUUAUCUAAACAUUGUACAAUGUAAUAUGCUCAACUUUCUUAAUUUUUUGCUAAUUUUUCUAAGAUAUUAAAAUGUUUUCUAUGGGG
Molecule: messenger RNA, 3776 nt
Organism: Phodopus roborovskii (desert hamster)
Lineage: Eukaryota; Metazoa; Chordata; Mammalia; Rodentia; Cricetidae
Gene: Swap70
Product: switching B cell complex subunit SWAP70
Exons: 12
Coding region: 61-1818 (585 amino acids)
Cellular component (GO): nucleus; cytoplasm
Source: RefSeq, a predicted model, not a curated record